AUGUCCACUCGUUACCACCAAGCUGCUAGCGAUAGCUACCUGGAACUUCUGAAAGAGGCUACCAAGCGAGAUCUGAAUCUUUCUGACGAAGAUGGCAUGACUCCCACUCUCCUGGCAGCCUAUCAUGGGAACUUGGAAGCCCUCGAAAUAAUAUGCAGCAGAGGAGGGGAUCCUGAUAGAUGUGAUAUCUGGGGAAAUACUCCUCUCCAUUAUGCAGCUUCCAACGGCCAUGCCCACUGUGUCUCAUUCCUCAUCAAGUUUGGGGCCAACAUCUUUGCCCUGGAUAAUGACUUACAGUCUCCACUGGAUGCUGCUGCCAGCAGGGAGCAGAAUGAAUGUGUGGCCCUCCUAGAUAAUGCUGCCACUACCCAGAAUAGCAUAAACCCCAAGAGGGUCACAAGGCUGAAGGAGCAAGCUCAGAAGAAUGCCAGGAAGCAGAUCAAAGAGUGCGAAAGGCUCCAAGAGAAGCACCAACAUAAGAUGGCCCGUUCCUACAGCAAGGAAGAAUCUGGGACCCUCUCUACAUCCAAGGGCACCUUCUCCGACGCAUCUUUUUCAAGUGCUUCUGCCUCCAGUACAUUCGGGUCACUGUCUAAGGGCAUUAAAGACACUUUCAAGUUAAAGUUUAAGAAGAACAAAGACACAGCAGAAAAGAUGGAAAAGGAAAAUAGAAUUGGGCAGAGGAACGUGAUGGAAGUGUUCAGAGAAGAGGAAGAAAACUCAUUCUUAGAGGACUUCAGAGAGAAGCUCCAGAUCUCAGCAGAGGAAGGCAGCAGUGGGCAACAUGAAUCCAUUCUCAAUCGUCCAGGUCUAGGAAACAUCAUUUUUCAAGGAAACAGAGCAUCAAGCCUUGAAGAUGUCUCAGAGAGAAAGAGGGAGUUGGGAUUCCAAAUGCCUGUGGAAUUGCUUCAGAGAGGAGAAGCAGAGGCUGAUGAAGCUGAGGCUGAUGAAGAGGGAGAGGACAUCAGGCCCGAAGAUGACCUGCCCUGGGAUGAUGCUGAAGUGGAGUGGGAAGAGGACGUGGCGAACGCCACUCCCCUGGAAGUGUUCCUGCAGUCCCAUCAUCUGGAAGAAGUCCUCCCCAUCUUGAUGAGAGAGGAGAUCGAUCUAGAAGCUCUAUUGCUUUGCUCUGACGAGGAUCUUCAAAACAUCCAAAUGCACUUGGGUCCCAGGAAGAAAGUUCUUAAUGCCAUAAAUAGAAGGAAGCAAGUACUGCAACAGCCUGGGCAGCUGGUUGACACCAGUCUCUGAUGGAGAGGGGUGGGUCCACAGAGUGAGCUCGCAUCAUUGAGAAGCACUCCAGGCAGCGUCCCUUCUCUACUCCAUGCCAGACCAUUGGGAAUGGCUCCUAGGGUUUUAGAGAUGCCUACCCCAGAAAGAAGUCCAAAUUUUGUCUGGGAAAUUCUCUGUACCCCAUCCAAAUAAACCAUUAUCCAGACACUAAAGAUGACCUAUGAACAAGAAAAUGGCGUUUUUCUCCAAUUGUCUUUUUGAUGUGUGUGGAUGAAGAAAGGGUCAAAUGGAUGACAGAAAGGGGAAAGAAGCUUUCUUUACUUUUCUAAAUUUGGGUUUAAGUGUACAAUCUCUCAUCAUACUUGUAUGCUGCUUACUUUCUAGUCGUGAUAGGCUGGGGUUCUAACUAUGGUUCUGCUGUUGGCUCUAUGACUUUAUCUGAUGGUGGAGACUGCAAUUUCAAUGGAGGCAUCGGCCUGAGGCUUGAUGCCCCACUUCAGUGCAUCUAACCUUUUACUACACUUGAUCUUAGCCAAAAGGCCGAGAAACAAUCAAUCUAACCAUUUAACAGACUUUUACACGCUCGCAAAUAUUGGAAGUGGGUCUGUCAUACUCCUAGCUGAGAGGCCGUAUGGCAGGUUGGAAGAGUAAAGAAAGAAAAUAUAAGGCACCUAUCAGAAACUGAAUCGUACCAACAAAGUGGACUUAAUUCAUCAAUGUAACUGUUUUUGGAGAGGGCCUUUAAAUAGGUGAUUAAGAAUAAAUGAGAUCCUAAGGAUGGGUCCAUAAUCUCAUGUACUUGGUGUCCAUAUAAGAAAAGAAAACGAUGCUAAGGAUGCAUGUUGACACGGAAGGAUGCAUGUUGUGAGGACACAACACCAUCUCAUAGUGGCCAUCUGCAUGUGAAGGAGAGAGGCCC
This is a messenger RNA of Ochotona curzoniae (black-lipped pika), 2152 nucleotides long. It is a transcript of the gene ANKS4B, whose product is annotated as ankyrin repeat and sterile alpha motif domain containing 4B. The transcript is spliced from 2 exons. Gene Ontology annotation, molecular function: protein binding. The record is from RefSeq and is a predicted model, not a curated record. Gene Ontology annotation, biological process: brush border assembly. Bases 1 to 1251 code for a protein of 416 amino acids. Lineage: Eukaryota; Metazoa; Chordata; Mammalia; Lagomorpha; Ochotonidae.